This is a messenger RNA of Trypanosoma conorhini, 762 nucleotides long. RefSeq lists its product as uncharacterized. The record is from RefSeq and is a predicted model, not a curated record. NCBI's taxonomy places the organism in Eukaryota, Euglenozoa, Kinetoplastea, Trypanosomatida, Trypanosomatidae. The transcript has a single exon. The coding region runs from base 1 to 762 and encodes 253 amino acids.
AUGGCAAUGGCGCGGCUGGAACCUUCGCUGCCCGUGCCGGAGGAGGAGGUAUUGAACCUUGCGCUUUCUGUUGCGUCCCCCCGCAAGGCCCUGGAGUUGGACCGCACCUUCGACUUCACCAAGUCGGAGGAAGUCAAUCCCCUCCCUCUGCAUGUGGUGGAGGUGCAACGGGCCAAGUACCGUCGUCACGGCAAUGUGCCAAACGAUGUUUCCCUGCGGGAGUUUGUGAAGGAGAUGGGUAUCACUUGGGAGGACACUCUCGACCCCAUCAGGCAAACAAGUUGCUUGGAGUUUGACGACUCACUGCGGGAAUACUACGGCGACUCCGAUGACGCGGCGUACCGGGACUUUAGGGAGAAUAUGGUGCGUUUCUCCAAGUGGGAUGAGUGGCUAAAAUGCAACCAUUUUAUUGGGAAGACCAUCUACGAUGACUACACGCUGCUUAAGCGAUUUGAAGAUGACGCCCUCCGCAUUUGCGACCCCGAGGACGAACACGCCAUCAUGGCCGUGGAGGCGGAGGUGUACUCGGAGGUGCACUCUGAGGCGCACCUGGAGUCUUUGCAGAAACACCGACGUGACAGCUGUCCGCAGCAACUGGGGCGGCGUCUCACGCUUGAGCUCCAGCGACGGGUCACCGACGCCUCGCAGGCUGUGAAUACUGUCCUUGAGCAAGGAGGUGCACUGGCGGAGGCCCCGCCACAGCGGCAUUGGAGGGGCAAGUCCUAUAGGCAAAGUUUUAUGGAUGCGCACGACCCCAAGUAA